UGUAACUUUCUGUGAUGACAGAAAUUCCGUAACGUCUUCAUCGAUAUUUUCUUCGAUUGCAAAUCUCGUCACGUGUGAAGACAGUAUAUUUUAAUCAAUGAGAUGGGAUUUACCGGCACGAAGGACGUGUCGUGGGACCGUACGUCGGUCUCAGCUGGAAAAUCAGCCUCCUGAACCUGCUCGGACACUAUAACGCGUUUUUUUUUUCUUCUUUUUUUUUCUUUUUUUUUUCUUCUUAAUUAACCAUGGAGUCUGUCGGGAAGUUUGUGUUCAACAGGAAAGACCUGAUUGGCCACGGCGCCUUUGCGGUUGUGUUCAAAGGAAGACAUAAAGAGAGACGUGACUGGGAGGUUGCUGUGAAGUGCAUCAACAAGAAAAACUUGGCCAAAUCACAGUCUCUGCUUGGUAAAGAAAUCAAAAUAUUAAAGGAACUUAAACAUGAAAAUAUUGUUAGACUCCUUGACUAUCAGGAAAUGGGAGGUUGUGUGUAUCUCGUCAUGGAGUACUGCAAUGGAGGUGACCUGGCAGAGUACCUUCACUCGAAGGGCACGUUAAGUGAGGACACCAUCCGUGUAUUCCUACAGCAGAUUGCUCAGGCCAUGAAGGUCCUGCAGAGCAAAGGCAUCCUCCACAGAGACCUCAAACCCCAGAACAUCUUGCUCUGCCAUCCAGAGGGGCGCAAGUCCAGUUCUGUCAAAACCUGCAUUAAGAUAGCUGACUUUGGGUUUGCACGUCAUCUCCAGACAAACACUAUGGCAGCCACGUUGUGCGGCUCUCCUAUGUACAUGGCUCCUGAGGUCAUCAUGUCCCAGAACUAUGAUGCCAAGGCUGAUCUGUGGAGCAUAGGCACUAUUGUAUAUCAAUGUCUGACUGGAAAGGCACCAUUUCACGCCAGCACACCACAGGAGCUCCGUCUUUUUUAUGAAAGCAACAGGACCCUGUUACCCAGCAUCCCAAAGGAGACUUCUAGUAACCUAAGACACCUACUGUUGGGGCUGCUGCAGAGAAACCACAAAGAACGGAUCAGCUUUGAUGAGUUUUUCCACCAUCCUUUCCUGGAGACGAGCUCAUCCACAAAGAAAUGCCCUCCAGCUCCCAUGCUCUCCUACCCCAGUUCAGGCUCGGGCAGUUCUUCUAGCAGCUCCUCCACAUCCAAUCUGGCCUCACCUCAACAUUCCGACGGAGAGAUGCAGCGACUCCAGCCCAAAGCGAGGUACUCCCCUACACAAAACACUGCCGGCUUCCUGUUGAAAGAAAUAGCCAAUCAAGACAGUAGGAACACCUCAUCUUACACAGAGGACUACGUCAUGGUGCCUGCCCAGUUUCCCAGUGAGUACACAUGUGAAGUGGAUGUUGGGUCACCAAUUGAAAGUUGUCUUAUAUACAGUGGGAGCUCACUAGUAGCUGAGAGAGGUCCCAGGCCUGCAGGAAAGACACCUCCACCCUCUCCCCUGCUACACUCUCCCUCCAAGCCUAUUAGCAAGCCUGUUGAAUUUGUUGGCCGUAACUGCAGCCCCUCUGUGCCCAUUCCUGUCCCAACACAGAUCCAAAACUACCAGCGCAUGGAACAGAAACUGCAACCUGUCAGCUUGGAUGGCUCUACCAGGGUCACACUGUGCUCUGCAGGCAGCAGUACUGAAAGCUCCCCACAAUGUGGAGGCUGUAGGGCUCCAGGUCCCGGAUUUGUCUUCAACUCCCCAAGGCUGGGAACUGGAGGAGCCCAGCUGCAACAGUGCUCCCCAAUGGUGGGAACUACCCCAAAGACCUCAGAGCAGACUUUCCCUCUCAGCACAAGAACUGGACUGCUCACUGGCUCUCCUGACUUACAGAACACCUCCAGCCCUAAGCAUGUUCUGUCAAGACUGCCAAACCGAACAGGGACGGUCCCAGACCUGCAAUCCCUUGACCCAUCUCCUGUUUCCCAGACCAAUCCCAGCAGGAAAUCUGCUAGUAAAAAGGGUCCUUUUAACAGGUCACUGAGCACAGGCAGGCUGUCUGACAUGCUACUAAAGGCGGCCUUUGGAGCUCACCUUUUCGAAGAGGGAAGUGAUGAGAGCCUCAGCUGUGAGAAGGGCAUGGAUAUAACAGUUCCUACAGCUCCACCUACUGGUUGUUAUAGAGGCUUUCAGUACUCAGACAGCCCACCCCCUGCAGUCUUCACCAUGGGUUCUCCAUCCAAAGGAAACACUCCGCCUGAUACCAUGGUACCAAGGAUGUUCUCAGGCUCCCCCAGCUACAUUAACUCAGCGUGGCUACUUAACAAUCGCCUUCUCCAGAGAGGAAGCCGCAGAAACAGUGAGACUGAAGCCAUGGACGCUACUCCACACGGUAGUCUGGUCUUUCACCCUCCAGAGCUCGCUGAAGAUACACUGAUGGAGCCGGCUCAUACAGAUGCCCUGAGUGACCUGCGUUUCACCUUAGCUUUCGUCCACUGUGUCAUGGAAUUGGCUUCUUCUAAGGAGCCGGGGCUGGAUGCCAUGAGCAGUCCUGAUGUUUCCUUUCUAGAGCAGAGCUUGGUGACAGAUCAGAUUAGCCUUCUGAGUAAAGAAUGGAGCUAUGCAGAGCAGUUAGUGUUGUACAUGAAGGCUGAAGAGUUCCUGUCAUCAGCACUGCACACUGCUAAAGAGAAUAUCAAACAUGGCCGACUCCUUACCUCUGCUACAGUCAAACAAGUCAUCCGGAAGCUGAAUGAAUUGUACAAGAACUGUGUAACAUACUGUCGCUCCCUCAACGAUCAACUCCAGACCUUCUUGCUUGACAAACAGAAGCUUAUGGACCGCUUCAACGGACUAACAGCAGAGAAGCUCAUCUACAGCCACACUGUGCACAUGGUACAGUCUGCUGCUUUAGACGAGAUGUUCCACUAUGGCACAGCAUCAGUCCAGCGCUAUCAUAGAGCCCUUCUGCUGAUGGAGGGUCUAUCCCGAAUCAUCACAGAGCAAAAGGCCAUUGACAGCAUUGAUAAAUGUAAGCAGUGUAUUGAGCGACGCCUUUCUGCUCUGCAGACUUAACAGUAUCCAUGAGCUCUACCACUGCACUCACAGCCACUGGGUUAUCUUGCCUCAUCCAUCUCCCCUCAAUGUAGAUGGAUCCUCCUGGACUGUCAGUACACUCAAGCACUUUGAUCUUUCUUAAGGAAAAUGACCACUGGAGCAUGUGCUCUUAUCCCACUACCCAGUCUGUAAUCUUUACAUAAAUGCACAGAAAAGACUGGAAGUCCUGUUUUGUACAUGCUUUUUGAAGAAAGAUUCUGUUAUGAUUGUUUGAAGACUUGGAUAAGGCACUUUUUUCUUUUUCCACUUUUGUUUUGUUUUGUUACAUACUUUAUAUGUUAGUGUGUUGUUUUGUGUUUUGCACAUAGAAUUAUCAGAUGAAAUAAUAACUGAUUUUUAAAUGUGAUGUACUUGAAACAAAGAUUAUUUAGUUAUUUUCUGAAUUUGAAGCAUUUGUGUUAUGUGUACAGUAAAAGUUCACCGGCCAAAAGGAGUCACAAUAUUCUGGAUGAGAUGACCAAAUAUUGCCAGUGUGUAGCAAUACUAGUAAAACUGUGCCUGCUUUUUUUUGUACAUUUUUCAUCACAGCAUAGUAGUGGCUGUAAAGGUAAUGAAAGUAUGUUUUGACCUCAUAAAGAAUAAUUGUCUUACAGUCAUAUAGAGUUGCAUAAUAGACUGCAAUAAGUACAUGUUUUACAUAACAAUGAGAUUUUAGUUUUACAACUGAUUCAACAAGCCCUCCCUGAGGUGGUGAUGUACUCAGUCAUGAGGUACUUAAGAACAUUAACUGCAUGCCACAUUUUUAUCUGCUGUUUGUGUGUAUGUGUGCACAUUAGUUUUAUUUUUCAGCUAUGCUAAUUUUGGCUUUAGAGGUGUAAGUUUGGAUUGAUGUAAAAAGUUAAUUUUUUCAUUUUUGAAUGAAUUUGUACAUGGUUUUUGCCUGAUAUUACAGUAGUUUAUUACAAUUAGAUACUGAGCAUUUUGUGAAAAUGUUAGUGUUUAAACAGAAGUUUGUAAGAAUUUCUGAGAUUGCCUUUUCUACUUUUAUUUUAUGACUGCCAGUCAAAUUUGCCAAAAUAAGUUGUUAUAC
Messenger RNA from Xiphias gladius (swordfish), 4083 nucleotides. RefSeq names its product unc-51 like autophagy activating kinase 1a (gene ulk1a). Gene Ontology annotation, cellular component: cytoplasm; autophagosome. NCBI's taxonomy places the organism in Eukaryota, Metazoa, Chordata, Actinopteri, Istiophoriformes, Xiphiidae. The transcript is spliced from 27 exons. Gene Ontology annotation, biological process: positive regulation of autophagy; peptidyl-serine phosphorylation; autophagy. The record is from RefSeq and is a predicted model, not a curated record. Gene Ontology annotation, molecular function: protein serine/threonine kinase activity; ATP binding. Bases 246 to 3011 code for a protein of 921 amino acids.